AUGUUCAUGUUCAUGGAUGUGACUUACUGCUUUAUUUAUUUAUAUUUCUUUUCAGGGAGCUUUCCCUAUUUUCCUUUCUUGUACACCUGCCCCAGGUCCUCCCAUUUCUGUCGUCCCUUUCAUUCUCAAGGUCACUGCAACCGUCAGUGUCCCCUAGCACUGGGAACGCUACACGUGGUAUUCCGUGUGUACUGUCUGACCUACGUGUGUGCGUGUGUCUGGGCUGUUCAGGUACAGAGGUUAUUUUGGCUACAGCAUGUACACAGUCACCCUCCCUCUUAUGUGGACAGGCUCUCAUCUCUUCUGUCCACCUCUCUGGCUUUAGAGGAGCUCCCACUUGUCUUCACUCAAACACGUUGCCAAGAUCUACUUCUGGCCUUCCCCAAAAUGAGGACAACCCCCUGUCAUCAUGUUGGGCAUUUCUUUUCUGAAUUGGCCGGCAAUGGAAAGGAGGGCUUCUGA
Molecule: messenger RNA, 462 nt
Organism: Rangifer tarandus platyrhynchus (Svalbard reindeer)
Lineage: Eukaryota; Metazoa; Chordata; Mammalia; Artiodactyla; Cervidae
Source: the annotation of a GenBank genome assembly